Messenger RNA from Aspergillus pseudoviridinutans, 1452 nucleotides. Its product is annotated as aldehyde dehydrogenase. Lineage: Eukaryota; Fungi; Ascomycota; Eurotiomycetes; Eurotiales; Aspergillaceae. The record is from RefSeq and is a predicted model, not a curated record. Gene Ontology annotation, molecular function: succinate-semialdehyde dehydrogenase (NAD+) activity. The transcript is spliced from 4 exons. The coding region runs from base 1 to 1452 and encodes 483 amino acids.
AUGGCCGCAAACAGUGCUAAAAGCGAUUCUGCCGUCAUCCCCCUCAUCAUCAAUAACGAGUCGGUCGUGACGGAGAAUGUUUUCGAUAUCCAUGCACCCGCUACCGGUGAAGUGCUGCAUCAAUGCGCCGGCGCCUCAGUCGACGAUGCCAACCGUGCCGUAGCAGCCGCGAAGGCUGCUUUCCCUGAGUGGAGCAGGAUGAAGCCGUACGACCGUCGAGACGUCCUUAUGAAAGCCGCCGAUAUCAUGAUCGUUAGAAGUGAAGAGUUGAUUAAAUAUCAGAUGGAGGAGACGGGAGCCGGGAGGAUGUUCGCGGAGAAGACGUGUCGGUUGGGAGCUGGAUUUCUCAAGGACUUUGCCGCUAGAAUUCCGUCGAUUGAGGGCUCGGUACCCUCGGUCACUCAGGACGGUGAGUGCGCAAUGGUAUUCAAGGAGCCCUAUGGGGUGAUCCUGGGAAUUGCACCCUGGAACGCUCCGUUCAUUCUUGGAGUUCGUGCCGUUGCACUUCCUCUAGCUGCCGGUAACACCACCAUCCUCAAAGGCUCAGAGCUGUCUCCCAAAUGUUUCUGGGCAAUUGGCGAUAUUUUCCGGGAAGCUGGUCUUCCCGCCGGAUGCUUGAAUGUUCUGUACCACAGAAGUGCUGAUGCGGCUGAGGUGACCACUGCUCUAAUUGCUCAUCCCGCCGUGCGCAAGGUGAACUUCACCGGAAGCACUCAAGUUGGUUCCAUCGUCGCUUCGACGGCUGGAAAGUAUACCAAGCCGGUUCUCCUUGAGUUGGGAGGCAAGGCGUCGGCUAUUGUUUUGGACGACGCAAACCUGGAGAAGGCUGCAUUCAGCUGCGCUCUUGGAUCUUUCAUGCAUUCCGGUCAGAUCUGCAUGUCCACGGAGCGCAUCGUCGUACAGCGCGCAAUCGCAGACAAAUUCCGUCAGCUGCUAGCUGAGAAUGCUGAGAAGCUCUUCGGUAAAGCUGCGCCAGCACCGGUGCUAGUAGCCUCGGCAGCUGUCAAGAAGAACAAGGCGCUCGUUGCUGAUGCGCUCUCCAAGGGCGCCAGCGUCCUUUUCGGCGAUGCGAACGGCACGGAGACAUCUGAUCACAGCCUACGGCCUGUGAUUGUGGACAACGUCACCAAGAAUAUGGACCUCUACUCCACAGAGUCAUUCGGUCCGACAGUAUCUCUGAUCGUAGUGGAUACCGAGGAAGACGCUAUCGCGCUGGCCAACGAUACAGAAUAUGGCCUUACAUCGGCAGUCUUCACUGACAACUUGUUCCGAGGUCUUAGGGUGGCGAAGCAAAUCGAGGCUGGUGCCGUCCAUAUCAACUCCCUGACUGUCCAUGACGAGCCCACCUUACCACAUGGUGGAUGGAAGAGCAGUGGAUUUGGUCGCUUCGGAGGCGGCACUGCGGCCUAUGACGAGUGGUUGCAGACCAAGACAGUAACCUGGGUGCAAUGA